AUGCCUCCGGUCCUCGCGCCGCUGCGCCGCGUCAUGGAUCAGGAGGAGGAGACCGGCAGGCUGCAGGAGGAGGAGACCGGCAGGCUGCAGGAGGCUGUGGCUGCCGGAGCUCUCGCUGCCGUCCAGCUCCUCACACGUCAGGCUGCAGCUGCAGGAGCGGCCAGCGGACGAUCAGUUCUGCUCAGGGAAACGUGUGAGGAGGCCGAGGAGCUCGCUCCGUCCAGGACACCAGAAGCUGCAGCAGAACCGCAGCAGAAGCUCCGCCCCCUCGCAGGAGCAGACCCUCAGGAGGAAUUGAGCAGCCAAUCAGAUGCUCCCACAGGUGGGCCCCGCCCAUCAGAGCAGACUCCUCCCUCUGCGCAGGAGAAACGUGUGAGGGGGGCGGGUGGCAGGAGGACGCGGGGGGCGGGGCCUCUGAGCUGCAGCUACUGCAGGAACAGCUUCAGCAAGCAGAGCGAGCUCAGAGCGCACGUGCGCGUGCACACCAGGGAGCGCCCGUUCAGGUGCGCGCUGUGCGGGAAAGGUUUCUCCGCCAAGUGCAGCGUCAAGGUUCACCAGAUCACCGUGCACAACAGAGAGCGAGCGCACAGGUGUCAUCACUGCGGGAAGCUGUUCGGCACACGCAGUCACCUCCGCGAGCACCAGGCGCCGCGCCACGCCGCCGGCCUCGCCACCACGUGCACGCUGUGCGGCGCCGCGCUGCCCGCCAGGUGCUGCCUGCGGACGCACAGACUCACCUGCCAGAGGAGCCGAGACAGGCUCAGCUGCUCCGAGUGCGGGAAGGACUUCUCCAGACACAGCUACCUGCUGGCUCACCGCCGCGCUCACCUGGACGAGAAACCCUUCAAGUGUCCCACGUGCGAGAAGGGCUUCACCACGCGCCGCAGCGUGCACGUGCACCAGCUCACCGUGCACAAAGGGUUGAAGCCGUUCACCUGCAGCGUCUGCGGGAAGAUGUUCAGCCAGAGGAGCGGCCUCAGGGCUCACCUGAGGACGCACACGGGCGAGCGGCCGCACGCCUGCCAGCAGUGCGGGAACAGCUUCUCCAGCCGCAGCGGCCUCAAGGUGCACCAGCGCGUGCACACGGGCGAGAAGGCGUUCCGCUGCGACACCUGCGGCAAGAGCUUCAGCGUGUCAGCCAACCUCGCACGCCACCGCCUCGUCCACACCGGCGCCCGGGCCUUCCGGUGUGACGUCUGCGGCCGCCGCUUCACGCAGGCCAGCCACCUGAAGGUGCACGCCGCCGUGCACAGCGGCGAGUGGAACUUCAUCUGCAACGCCUGCGGGAAGGGCUUCAAGCAGAAGAGCGCGCUGCUGGCGCACGAGCGGAGCCACGCCGGCAUCAAACCGUACGCCUGCUCCAACUGCGGGAAGAGCUUCUCGACGGCGAGGUCGCUGCAGCGCCACCGGCUGACGCACGCCGAGCACAAACCGCACACCUGCGACGAGUGCGGCAAGAGCUUCGUCACCGCCCAGAUCCUGAAGUCUCACCUGCAGCUUCAUGGCGGCGUCAAACCGUUUCCCUGCGACGUCUGCGGGCGGCGCUAUAGCUCGCCCAGCUACCUGAAGACGCACCGGCGCAGCCACUCGGAGGGGAAGCCGUUCGCCUGCGCUCGCUGCCAGAAGACGUUCUCCACGCAGAGCAGCCUGACGCUGCACCAGCGCACGCACACCGGCGAGCGGCCGUACGUCUGCGAGGUCUGCGGCAAGAGCUUCAGCGUGGUGCAGAACCUGGUCCGACACAAGCGCGUUCACACCGGGGAGAAGCCGUUUGAGUGCGGCGUGUGCGGGAAGAGCUUCAGCCAGGCCAACAACCUGAAGGCCCACCAGCAGGUCCACACCGGAGAGAAACCCUACAGCUGCUCCGCCUGCAGCCGCGCCUUCUCCUGCAGCAGGAGCCUGCGGGAGCACAAGUGUAUCGCCGCCGUCUGACGGGACGAGCUCAGGUCUGAAGCUGUGAGGGAGCUGCAGCUGCUGGAGCACUGAGGAGACAAGAGGCUGCAGGAAAACCUGCAGAGAUUCAAAUCUGAGCCUCGUCCACUUCCUGCUGUGAGACAGACACACAGAGCGCAGUUCAGUGUUGUGUCCAGCAGGGGCAGCACUGAGCUAAACAGCCUGCAGGUCAGUGUUGUGUCCAGCGGGGGCAGCACUGAGCUAAACAGAGCAGAA
Messenger RNA from Myripristis murdjan (pinecone soldierfish), 2169 nucleotides. Its product is annotated as oocyte zinc finger protein XlCOF6-like. The transcript is spliced from 5 exons. Gene Ontology annotation, molecular function: RNA polymerase II cis-regulatory region sequence-specific DNA binding; DNA-binding transcription factor activity, RNA polymerase II-specific. The record is from RefSeq and is a predicted model, not a curated record. NCBI's taxonomy places the organism in Eukaryota, Metazoa, Chordata, Actinopteri, Holocentriformes, Holocentridae. Gene Ontology annotation, biological process: regulation of DNA-templated transcription. The coding region runs from base 1 to 1932 and encodes 643 amino acids.